Kockovaella imperatae is the source of this 1488-nucleotide messenger RNA. RefSeq names its product Ferroporti-1. The coding region runs from base 1 to 1488 and encodes 495 amino acids. Gene Ontology annotation, molecular function: iron ion transmembrane transporter activity. Lineage: Eukaryota; Fungi; Basidiomycota; Tremellomycetes; Tremellales; Cuniculitremaceae. Gene Ontology annotation, cellular component: membrane. Gene Ontology annotation, biological process: iron ion transmembrane transport. The record is from RefSeq and is a predicted model, not a curated record. The transcript has 12 exons.
AUGCCCCUGUCCGAAGAUGUCGAGGCCAGUGAGCGGCUUGAGCAUUUAGAGCCGCUGCUAUUGGAGGAGCAGAUUGUGGAUAGCUCCCCAGUCAUCCUUCCUGCACGAGCCUUAGCAUGCUUCUUCCUGCAACACCUUUCAAAUUCAGUGGUCACAGGCCUGUACGAAUUCUCCUGCUUCUUGUUUCUCAUUGAGAUUUUUCGGGACACGCUCGUGCCCUCGUCUCUCGUCGGUCUGGUAUCCACCUUGACUGGAUUAUCUUUAUCCGGCUGGAUCGGAGGUCUGGUUGAUGCCACUGAUCGUCUGACAUUCGUGAAAUGGAUAGUUGGCGCCGAAAAGAUCCUCUAUAUUGUCAUAUAUACAGUCUUUGCAGGCCUCUUUGGACCGCUCGAAUCGGUAGCCUCGCUGGCAUUCCACUUCAAAGCGACAUGGUCAACGAACCUCAUCAUCUGGUGCGCCAUCUUUGUCAUCGUUAGUGCAUCGAGCUUUCUGGCGAUUGCCAAGACCGGUCUGAACGUUGCAUUUGAACGAGACUGGGUCUCGACUAUCGCGAAUGGCGAUGCUCAUCACUUGACAAUGUUAAACGCAUGGAUGAGACGGAUAGAUCUAUGCAGCAAGCUGGGCGCACCGCUCAUAGUAUCUCUCUUGACGACUCUUCUUGGGUAUCAACGGACGACCAUGAUCUUAUUAUGCUUCUCAGGAUUCAGUCUUGCAGCGGAACUAUUGUGGUUUCAAGUGGUCUAUCGAGCAUUCCCAAUACUUCAGCAUCCGCGAACGCAUGCACGGGAGCGCACGACCGAGUCCUCCAGGGCGGCGUGGUUGUCACGAGAGAUGGAAGCCUGGUCUACCUUCAUCUCUCUACCGGUAUUCUGGAGUUCCCUGUCUAUCGCUUGUCUGUAUCUCACAACUUUAUCGUACGACGGGACUUUCAUCGCCUACAUCAAAUCUGCGAGAGGGUGGGACGAUGCUUUCAUCGCAGGCAUGAGAGGCCUGUGCGUUCUGACUGGACUGUUGGGCACCGUCAUCAUGCCACUGUUGGAGACGUGGCUAGGUCUCGAGAGAGCUGGCGCAUGGUCUAUCUGGUUCGAGGCGUCGUGUCUGGGUCCAGUGGUUUUAGCCUUCUUUAUCGGCGCCCCAGAGUACGGGUCAAAAGGUUCAUUCUGGAAUUCGGCGGUCCUGUUCGGAGGUAUUGCUCUCUCACGCAUCGGGCUUUUUUCCUUCGAUCUGUGCCAACUCAAGGAGCUUCAACUUGCUCUGGAUACCCAUCCCAUGCGGAAUCAAUUGACUGCCCUGCAGAGCUCGCUGGCCAACAUGUUCGACUUGCUCAAAUAUGCUUUGACGCUCCUUAUUGCGACGCCAGAUAGAUUUCGAUACACCGCCUUGGUCAGCUGGGCAGCAGUAGUCACUGGAGGAAUCCUCUAUUCCUUAUACCUUCGCCGUAUACGAGGUCAUUUAUUCCAUUUCGAAUGGCUCAAGAAGGCUACUUAG